AUGGUCUCCAAAGGUCUGUUGGCUCUGGUGUUGAGCGCUAUCUCUUUGACUGGCGUAGAAGCCAGGGUCUGUAUCAAGCGAAGCUCCGGCCUUUCUCUCACAGACCUGCUUUCACUGGGAUUCAAACUCCUAUCAUCUCCCUCUCAGCUCCGAAAUCCAGCGACAUCGUUUCAACCCGUUCAACAGCGGCCUCGCCGAUUUCCGAGAAUAUUCCUUCGACAAUACUUAGCAACAACUCCUUCCACUUCUCUCUCUGAUCUCCCUGCGACUCCCAGUAUCACCCCCUCCACGGAUGCUUUAUCCACCACCCCAGUUAUCGCACCUUCUACUGAUCUUCCAGCUACCACUCCAGAGGUCACUUUUUCUACUAUCGCCUCGUCUUCUACCCCGGAAGUCACUUCUUCUACCGUUGUUCCAUCACUACUCUCCUUCGAGCAAGGCGUCAACCCCUGGAUCAACUCCCAAGGUGCAGUGGCUUCCUCGAGCGGAGCCGUGACCGCCAGGGACGGAAAUUCCUACUUCCUUGCCACUCUUACCGGGUCCAACAAUUUCAUCUCCGUUCGCCAGUCGCUGCAGCUGGAAAUAGGACAAACAUACGAGGUCAAGGCGUACUAUGGUCUGGGAGCCCGCCAGAACUUUGGCACCUCUGGUGUCUGCAACCUUCAGCUCACAAUGGGCGGCGAACUCCAGGGGUCUGUGAUCAACUUGACGCCGGCGGGUGUUGGACAGUGGAACCUUUUCGAAAGAACCUACGUUGCAACCGACACUAAUGUUGUCAUUCGAUACGUACUUACCUGCUCCGGUGUCACGAGUGUUGAUGGCCUGCUGGAACUGGUCACAGUUCCUUCGAUUGUCCAACAACUCCUGCCGCUGCUACCUCAGUACCCCCCGCCCCUUAAAUCAUAA
Molecule: messenger RNA, 906 nt
Organism: Clonostachys rhizophaga
Lineage: Eukaryota; Fungi; Ascomycota; Sordariomycetes; Hypocreales; Bionectriaceae
Source: the annotation of a GenBank genome assembly